This is a messenger RNA of Dacryopinax primogenitus, 1192 nucleotides long. RefSeq lists its product as uncharacterized. The record is from RefSeq and is a predicted model, not a curated record. The transcript is spliced from 8 exons. Bases 1 to 1113 code for a protein of 370 amino acids. Lineage: Eukaryota; Fungi; Basidiomycota; Dacrymycetes; Dacrymycetales; Dacrymycetaceae.
AUGCCUCCGAAUCCUCCCAUCAAAUGUGCGACCUUCUUCAUAGGGCCCAAUAGUAGUGCCCAACCAGCAAAAGUCGCAGUGCAUGUUAAUCCUUGUUCCUUUGUACAUCCAUACGACCCUGGCUGGAGCCGAGCUGCCGCACCUGACGCAUCGGUCAUCAACGAAUUCCAGAAGAAGAAUCCCAUCCAGGCCCCCGAACAAUCCCGGAAGCAGCAGAUUUUGGACGACAUCUUUGGUUCAGAGAAUGAGGAGCAAUCAGCGGCAGCCAGAGCGACCCCUCGCCAUAUUCUCACCUGGAAAGAUCUAAGCGCUAAGACAGUCAAUGAGAACCUCACAUCACUCAACCUCGCUCUGCUUGGAAUAGACUUUCCCAGUCUGGAGGUACCGCAGACAAAUCAAGCCCCUCGGCAAGGACCAUCCGUCGCUUUCUCCGCUGAAGGCGCCUACGAGUAUCCCCGAGACAUUCAGUACAGCCGAUUCUUCUCCAAAAAGCUCACGUUCGCGGAAACAUGGCCCGAGAUGGACGCGAACAUACGCAAGCAAUGGAAUCAGGCACAUGGGAUGACUGUGGUCCAGGCAGCGGGUAUCGUCGGCGGACGUGUUAUCACGCAUACCGUCGCUACUGGGGUGCCUGUACCUCGGGCGGGACCCUCCUCUCCUAUGAGAGCACAAUCUCCGAAGCGAAAGCGGGACGAUAGCAGUGUGAAAGCGGAGCCGUUCACGUCCAUACUCGGCCCCUCGACAAAGCGACCGAGACUAGAAGACAAUAUCAACCUGAGACCAUCCUUGGGUGAACAGUUACGCGCGUGGAGAUCUGUGCUUCAGCCGAUGCUUAAUCCCCAGACACGGCGAGAAGCGAGCCAGGAAAAAAUGGCGGAAGUCAGCAGAAUAAUCCGACGGCUGGAAGAGGCAAAGGAUACCAUCUCCCGAGAUGCUCUCGGGAAAGUCGUCGAGCGUGGCGGUACGAAGAUCGGUCUCAUUAUUGGAAAACUUAGCCAGGCGGAAGAUCUACCACUGGAGGACUUGUUUCAUAUCCAAAGGCGUACCAGACAACUCACCAAUCACUGGACGACUAAAUUCGUGCUCGACGGGGAGGACGGUGGGGCUGGGUGACCACGGCGUUUCUGACUUUUUUACUACAAUGUCAGGGGCGUCUGUAUUGUACAGAACGUGCGUAGGGGGCAGGAAUGAU